GGUUCUUUCAUUUUCUUUCUUCUAUUCAUUUAUUUAUUUUUCCUUUUUGUUUUUGAUUUUGUAGAAAAGAAAAAGAAAACGAAUUAUAAACUCAUACAUAAGCUUUACUUCUUCGCAAAGUUGUUUUUAUAAAUUUUGUGACAAAGUUUUUCUUCCCUUACCACCAAAAAUUGCAGUCCUUAAGACUUAGAAAAGAUACGUUGUACUAUGGAUAGUUGGGAGGAUUUUUUGGUUGAGGAGCCUAGUAAGGCUACUGAAGUUGAACUUCCAUUGGGAAGUACUCAAAAGCCCAAAAAGAGAUUCGAUGAUGAAGAAGACGAAGAAGAAGAAGAACCUCAAACCAACAAUAACAAAAACAACCAAAAUACGUCUCCCGAUUCUAGCGAACCAAAGCUCACUAAAACUGAUCGUAUGAAACAACGUAUCCAAGAACGCAACAUUGAAAAAGCUAUCAAGGCCAGUGAGGAAGCCGCAAAAUCUGCUAGUGCCUCCAAAGAACAAGUGCGCCAAGCGGAAAUUGACUCAGACUUAGCCAAUGCUAUGGACCUUUUUGACAUUGUUGAUCAAAAUACCGCCAGUGGUAACCGUGCUAGACAAGCUGAACAACAACGCGAGCUGAGAACCAAAGCAGACUAUGCCGCCUUUCAGGCUGAAAUCCUUCGCAAAAUUAAACACUCUCAAACUUCCUCUGAAUACAAUGACUUUGUUCAAGAGUUAAUUCCUCUAUUGCUUACUAGUUUAACUGCUGCUAAUGUCAAGUCUAUUCAGAAGUCUGUCAAUAGAAUUGUCACUCAAAAAGAGCAACAAGAAAAGGCUCAAUCGAAGCGCGGUGCUACCGUUACUCCCGCUCCUGCUCCUGCUCCUACUACGAAUGCUGCUAAAAAGACUGCCAAACCUACGGUGAACACGAAUUCUAAAAGAGGAGCCGUUGAUGAAUCCGUCUACGAAGAUUAUGUCGAAGACGAAUACGAUGACUAUGCAGACGACUUUGAGGAUUUUAUGUAGACUGUGAAGUAAAUGUUACAUCUUUCAAGAUGGAUUUUUAUUCUUUCGUUUUGGCUUGGUUGUUUCCCUUAUUUCUAGUUCCUAGUCACUAGUUACUAGUAAAGCUUGAAAUUCAAUGAACAUGGGGUAUCUUGUAAGGGAGAAGGCAUAAACAAUUAUUUUAUCGUUCAAUGUACAAUUCGUAAA
Schizosaccharomyces cryophilus OY26 is the source of this 1191-nucleotide messenger RNA. RefSeq names its product translation initiation factor eIF3j. Gene Ontology annotation, molecular function: translation initiation factor activity. Gene Ontology annotation, cellular component: eukaryotic translation initiation factor 3 complex; cytoplasm. Lineage: Eukaryota; Fungi; Ascomycota; Schizosaccharomycetes; Schizosaccharomycetales; Schizosaccharomycetaceae. Bases 208 to 1005 code for a protein of 265 amino acids. The record is from RefSeq and is a predicted model, not a curated record. The transcript has 2 exons.